Messenger RNA from Alnus glutinosa, 1745 nucleotides. RefSeq names its product glucose-6-phosphate/phosphate translocator 2, chloroplastic. The record is from RefSeq and is a predicted model, not a curated record. Gene Ontology annotation, biological process: transmembrane transport. The coding region runs from base 268 to 1458 and encodes 396 amino acids. Gene Ontology annotation, molecular function: triose-phosphate transmembrane transporter activity; antiporter activity; phosphoglycerate transmembrane transporter activity. Gene Ontology annotation, cellular component: Golgi apparatus; membrane. The transcript is spliced from 5 exons. NCBI's taxonomy places the organism in Eukaryota, Viridiplantae, Streptophyta, Magnoliopsida, Fagales, Betulaceae.
AGACGGUUUCAAAACUUUCCUCCGGAUCCUACGUUUACUCACUUUCUCUCAGUGAUUUUUCACCUCCCCUUCUCUCCCUUCCUACACAUUCUCCUCUAUAGUACAUCAGAAGUCUCUCAGAACUCUUACAUUUUCUCAGUUUUCCUACUAACCAAACAAUCCUUAUCCCAAGAAAGUUUCUUGAAUUGUUCAACACCUUCACUUCCUACAUAUCCAAACUCCAAUCUAAAUUUCCAUACGCAGUUUAGUUUUGCAGACGCAAACAUCAUGAGCUCUUCGGUGAAGCUCACAGCCUCACCCUUCACGUCCUCAGACUUCUCAAACCGAAAGCUUCCUCUUCCGAAGCUUCCCUUUCUUUCACUACCCACUACUCAGAAUGCCAAGCAGAGCCUUAAAAACUCACUCUUUUCCCAGAAACCCAUUUACAUUUCCUCCAUUGAGAAUUUCGCGCUACCAACGAAAACCCAGAAGCGCGGAACAGAGUGUAAGGCCUACGAAGCCGACCGGUCUCGGCCGCUGGAGAUCAAUAUUGAGCUCUCGGACGAUCCGGCUCGGGUCGAGGCCGCUCAGAGGCUCAAAAUUGGUAUAUAUUUCGCGACGUGGUGGGCUCUGAAUGUAGUUUUCAAUAUAUACAACAAGAAGGUUCUCAACGCUUUUCCUUACCCGUGGCUCACUUCCACGCUCUCGCUCGCAGCUGGGUCACUCAUGAUGUUGAUAUCGUGGGCCACGAGGAUCGUCGAUGCUCCUAAUACCGAUUUGGAGUUCUGGAAGACACUGUUUCCGGUUGCGGUGGCACAUACAAUUGGGCAUGUGGCAGCCACAGUGAGUAUGUCGAAAGUUGCGGUUUCGUUCACCCAUAUCAUCAAGAGUGGUGAGCCUGCUUUCAGCGUUUUGGUUUCAAGGUUUUUGUUAGGUGAGAUGUUUCCGGCGUCGGUUUAUUUGUCCCUCUUGCCAAUUAUCGGAGGAUGUGCGCUCGCCGCUGUGACCGAGCUCAAUUUCAACAUGAUUGGGUUUAUGGGGGCUAUGAUAUCGAAUUUGGCAUUUGUGUUUCGGAACAUAUUCUCAAAGAAGGGGAUGAAGGGGAAGUCUGUUAGUGGGAUGAACUACUAUGCUUGUCUGUCUAUGUUGUCUCUAUUGAUUCUUACACCUUUUGCCAUUGCCGUGGAGGGCCCCAAGAUGUGGGCUGCUGGCUGGGAAAAUGCCAUCUCUCAGAUUGGACCACAUUUCAUAUGGUGGGUGGCGGCCCAGAGUGUCUUCUACCACUUGUAUAACCAAGUUUCAUACAUGUCGCUCGAUCAGAUUUCUCCCUUGACAUUCAGCAUAGGAAACACGAUGAAGCGGAUAUCUGUCAUAGUCUCCUCCAUCAUAAUCUUCCAUACACCCGUCCAACCCAUCAAUGCUGUUGGAGCUGCCAUUGCAAUUCUUGGCACCUUCCUCUACUCACAGGCCAAGCUGUGAGGGAGUUAAGGAUUUCAUGGUAAUCAUGUUACAUGGAUGAGAGAAGAAAGCUGAUGAUACAAGGGCUGGAGCUGCAAGCAUAUAUAAGCGAUCACAGAUGAUUAAGAGUCACUAACAUUAGAUUUUCAUAGGGAGUGGCGUAUUUCAUCAUAUAAUAACAUGGGUGACUAUAGAUGGUUAUAUUUCUUUCCUGUUCACAAGGGAGAAAAUUUGUUGUAGUAAAUAAGAUCAAUUUUCGAGAACUGUUAUGUUUUGAGGCAUGGUAAUAAUAAUUAUGGCUUUGUUUA